Molecule: messenger RNA, 991 nt
Organism: Vitis riparia (riverbank grape)
Lineage: Eukaryota; Viridiplantae; Streptophyta; Magnoliopsida; Vitales; Vitaceae
Product: protein DCL homolog, chloroplastic
Exons: 3
Coding region: 101-748 (215 amino acids)
Biological process (GO): chloroplast organization; chloroplast rRNA processing
Cellular component (GO): chloroplast
Source: RefSeq, a predicted model, not a curated record
GGCUUUAUUUACCUUGUGAUUGGAAGGCACGAUUCAGAGGGAAAGAGGGGAAUGCGUGAGAAGUGAAGUGGAAAAGCAAUAGUGCCAUCACAGCUCCGCUAUGGCGAUGGCUUCCGUGUCUAGUUCACUGCUGCCUGUCCGCCUACAUAGAAACCCCAUCUCUCUCCACUUAUCUCCUUCCCUUCGCUCUUUCCCUUCCCGUCAAACGACGUCGCUUCGACCAGUCCUAUGUGUCCGGAAGCCUCGGUCCCCCGGUGGCAAACUCGGGAGCCAAGAUGCCUGCGCUUCGGAUUUUCUUAGGAAGCCGACUAUCUCGCCUGACGACGAUGGCGGCGGCAGCAGUGUGAGGGAGAAGAGCUAUAAGGGGAGGGAAGAAGAGGAAUGGGUUGAUUGGGAGGACCAGAUUUUGGAGGACACUGUACCACUGGUUGGAUACGUCAGGAUGAUAAUUCAUUCUGGAAAAUAUGAAAAUGGUGAUAGAUUAAGUCUGGAGCAUGAGAAGUUUGUUCUAGAGAAGUUGCUUGCAUAUCAUCCAGAGUGUGAAAAGAAGAUUGGUUGUGGAAUUGAUUAUAUAACGGUUGGAUAUCAUCCUGACUUUGAAGGCUCACGAUGUUUAUUCAUAGUCCGGAACGAUGGAGAAUUGGUUGAUUUUUCAUACUGGAAAUGCAUAAAGGGCCUAAUCAGGAAGAAGUACCCCCAAUAUGCAGACAGUUUCAUUCUCAGGCAUUUCCAACGCCGUUAUAACUGAAGAAAACAACUCUUGAUGUUUUAUCCACCAACUAUUGUAUGAAGACAAUAAAAUGUCAUUUAUUUCUGCAGAAGACAGCUGUACAAGUUAACAAGGGCAAAGAUUUCAAAUUCUUGAUUUAGACUCUUUAGGGAAAAUUUCAAAAGGAUUUGUAUUCUAGGAUGAAAAAUUUUGCUACGGAAUUGCUUUGACUCUUAUCUAUUAAACAGACUGUCCUAUGCUUAAAGAAUUUUCUGCACCUAA